Messenger RNA from Rhinolophus ferrumequinum (greater horseshoe bat), 3986 nucleotides. It is a transcript of the gene SLC1A3, whose product is annotated as solute carrier family 1 member 3. The record is from RefSeq and is a predicted model, not a curated record. The transcript has 10 exons. Gene Ontology annotation, cellular component: plasma membrane. Gene Ontology annotation, molecular function: glutamate:sodium symporter activity; neutral L-amino acid transmembrane transporter activity; L-glutamate transmembrane transporter activity. Lineage: Eukaryota; Metazoa; Chordata; Mammalia; Chiroptera; Rhinolophidae. The coding region runs from base 253 to 1881 and encodes 542 amino acids. Gene Ontology annotation, biological process: L-aspartate import across plasma membrane; D-aspartate import across plasma membrane; L-glutamate import across plasma membrane.
UCCGCCCCUUUUCUUAAGUUGCCCUGAUAGUAACUUGCAGUUCCAGAGCACAUGCAUGCCUGUUUCACUGCGUUUUGUUACUCCGCUGCUGUUACCUGCUGGGGAACUCACCUUGUCAUUGCCUGGGGGAUCCCCCACCCGUUACAAAUCAGAAAAGUUGUGUUGGUCUCUUAAAACCAAAGAGGUCUGGCUUUCUGGGGUGAUUCCAAGACAUUGAACUGCAAAGAAAAGACACUCCUGGAGAAGUAAAAUAUGACUAAAAGUAAUGGAGAAGAGCCUAAAAUGGGAGGCAGGAUGGAGAGGUUCCAGCAAGGAGUCCGGAAACGCACCCUCUUGGCUAAGAAGAAAGUGCAGAACAUCACAAAGGAGGACGUUAAAAGUUACCUGUUUCGGAAUGCUUUUGUGCUUCUCACAGUCACCGCGGUCAUUGUGGGUACAAUCCUUGGAUUUGCCCUCCGACCAUAUAGAAUGAGCUACCGGGAAGUCAAGUACUUCUCCUUUCCUGGGGAACUUCUGAUGCGGAUGUUACAGAUGCUCGUGUUACCACUUAUCAUCUCCAGUCUUGUCACAGGAAUGGCGGCCCUGGAUAGUAAGGCCUCAGGGAAGAUGGGAAUGCGAGCUGUACUCUAUUACAUGACUACGACCAUCAUUGCCGUGGUAAUUGGCAUAAUCAUUGUCAUGAUCAUCCAUCCUGGGAAGGGCACAAAGGAAAACAUGCACAGAGAAGGCAAAAUUGUGCAAGUGACAGCUGCAGACGCUUUCCUGGACUUGAUCAGGAAUAUGUUCCCUCCAAAUCUGGUGGAAGCCUGCUUUAAACAGUUUAAAACCAACUACGAGAAGAGAAGCAUUAAAGUGCCCAUCCAGUCCAACGAAACGCUGGUGGGCGCUGUGGUAAACAAUGUGUCAGAGGCCAUGGAGACUCUUUCUAAGAUCACAGAAGAGUUGGUCCCAGUUCCGGGGUCUGUGAACGGGAUCAAUGCCCUGGGACUCGUCGUCUUCUCUAUGUGCUUUGGUUUCGUGAUUGGAAACAUGAAGGAGCAGGGACAAGCCUUGAAAGACUUCUUUGAUUCUCUUAAUGAAGCCAUCAUGAGAUUGGUAGCAGUGAUAAUGUGGUACGCCCCUCUGGGUAUCCUCUUCCUGAUCGCAGGGAAAAUUGUUGAGAUGGAAGACAUGGGAGUGAUUGGGGGCCAGCUUGCCAUGUACACUGUGACCGUCAUUGUCGGCUUACUCAUUCAUGCGGUCAUUGUCCUGCCUCUCCUCUACUUCUUGGUAACACGGAAAAACCCUUGGGUUUUCAUCGGAGGGUUGCUGCAAGCACUCAUCACAGCUCUAGGAACCUCCUCCAGUUCUGCCACCCUGCCCAUCACCUUCAAGUGUCUGGAAGAGAACAACGGCGUGGACAAACGUGUCACCAGAUUCGUGCUUCCAGUAGGGGCCACCAUUAAUAUGGAUGGGACCGCCCUCUAUGAGGCUUUGGCUGCCAUUUUCAUCGCUCAAGUUAACAACUUUGAGCUGAACUUUGGACAGAUUAUUACAAUCAGCAUCACAGCCACGGCUGCCAGUAUCGGGGCAGCUGGGAUUCCUCAGGCAGGCCUGGUCACCAUGGUCAUCGUGCUGACAUCUGUGGGCCUGCCCACUGACGACAUCACACUCAUCAUCGCAGUGGACUGGUUCCUGGACCGCCUCCGCACAACCACCAACGUGCUGGGAGACUCCCUUGGGGCCGGCAUUGUUGAGCACUUGUCACGACAUGAACUGAAGAACCGAGAUGUUGAAAUGGGUAACUCUGUGAUUGAAGAGAAUGAAAUGAAGAAACCCUAUCAACUGAUUGCCCAGGAAAGUGAAACUGAGAAACCCAUCGACAGUGAAACCAAGAUGUAGACGAACAGAAAUGCUUUCUUGAGCACCAUGUGUUUUGAAUACCAUCACAAAACAUUUCCAUCUCAUUACAACUCAUUCUCUCCAGUAAGCCCCUUACCUCCCUACUCUGAUAGGAUUGUGAAGUAUUCAUCCAAAAACAAGGGAGGAUUUUGCAGUGGCCAAAAUGUAUAGUGUUUAUCCCACAUUUGAAAUUUUUAAGUAAUUUCCUGUUAGUCUUAUCAAAUAAGAUAACUGAGAUCAAAAAUAGUCUUGAUCAGAUUUUACAAGUUUAUGUGGCGCACAAUCCUGUCAAUGUGAUUUUUAUAAGUUAGAGUCAAACCAAUAGUAGGCUAAAAAUAUGCUUACAAAUCAACUUUUAAAAUUUAAAAAUCCUUCAGAACACAAUUCAGUUUUCGUAUCAAAACAAAACAACUUGAUAGGCUAUAACUGGCUAUCAGUUGGACAAUAGAAGGGUUUUCUCCCCUUUCUCUUCUGAUUUAUGUCCUUAUUUUAUUAGUAGCAGGACAGUAUGAAAACACACCUAGCACAACUGUGAGGAGGUACAUAAAACGAAAUUUUCAUGUGGCCAUGGACAAGUUACAUCUUAUCACUAGGCCUCAGUGUUCUCAUCUGUAAAAUAAGUGAGUUCCCUAGAUGCCUCUGUGUUCUCUUCUAGCCCAAAUGUCCUUUGGCAUCAUGAAAGAGCCUGCCCUCUAUUUCCCUUCAGGUCAUCCUGUAGCAAGUAUCAUCCCAUGGAGCAUGGGACUUUCAGAAGGAACAUUAUUGGAAUGAACAUUUCUAAGUAGGGGCGGGAUGGCAGUGUGGUUUACCAGAGCUUGUGUCUAAAAUGUCAGUUAUACAAGUCAUUAGGCCAGAGGUUAUUCCAGGAGUGGAGUUAUUCAUGAUCUCUUUGCUCAGUUCUUCCCAACAGGAGAAGUAUUCCCUUCUUUUCUACUCUUCCCAAACUGAAAGGACUGUUCUGGGAAGGAUGUCUCCUACCACUCCUCAACUGACAAUAGAUUUAGAAAUUACAGUGUAAGACUAGCAACUAGCAAGGGUGCUCCUGGUCUUACUAUGGAACACUAAAGAGUCAGCUAGGAAAAAGUGGAGCAUGGUUGACAUCAUAAAGAGAGGAUUUUUAAAACACCAAGAUUACAGGUCAUCUUUAAGGAAUAAUUUUUUUUUUUAAUGCGGUUUUAUUUUUAAACGGAAACACUUUUUCUCUUCAGUUCAAAAUCAUUUCCCAAGGAAGUCUGCAUAUCAAAAUAUAGGGUUACUUCUUAUAUAUUUUAAACAAGUCAAAUGAGUGGGCUCUCUUUCUGAUAGAGGGCUGUGAGCCAGGUGGGUGGUCUCUUGUUUGAAACGGUUUUGGACUAUAAUCAAGAGUUCUUAGAAUGAGGGAAACAAGAUAUUUCUUUGUGUUGGAAUUCUACUUACCAAAUCAUUCAAAACCUUCAGUUGGCAUGGGGUUUGGUUUUGUUUUGCUUGUGUCCCUGAGAGAAAUGGUAGAAGACGAAUCAGUAGGAAGACAUUGUCAAUGUGGUUCUAAGGGAGGGGGAAAAAAAAGCAGGAGCAUUAGUUUCAGGCAAAGCAGCUCCCAGGUUUGGAGGAGAUUAAUUUUUUCACCCCCGUAAGGCAUAUCCAGUCCAAGAGGCAGACUGGGAGCCGUCAGACAAUACCAGCUGUGUUUGAGUUUCUGACCGAAAAAUGGUGAAAAAUGGACUUAAUUAUGCUAACAGACUGAAAAUCUAGACAUACAUCCUCUAUAUACAAUUAGAGAUAUUUUUAUAGCAAUCCCAAGCAUUAUAUGUGUACAAAAGUUAACAUUAGACUGUGGUGGAGUAAUCAUUUAAUGUCAAGGCUCUAUUUUGGAAAUACACUACAAACGUUAAUGUACACGGAUGUCAUCUUAUGACGCCGGUAGAGCGAAAAUUAAUCAUGUCAAAUUAAUUCUGUUACACAGUGUGAUCUUUUUUUAUACUAACCAUUUCUUAUGGAAAGCAGGUCCUCUAGGAUGAUCCUCUCGCCAGCCCAUCACAGGCUCUGCAUACAUGCACCCAGUGUGGACUGAGAAGUAUUACUUUGUAGAUGUAUUUUCAAUAAAGAAAAAAAUUAGUUUUACAUUA